This is a messenger RNA of Hevea brasiliensis (rubber tree), 1355 nucleotides long. RefSeq lists its product as uncharacterized. Bases 625 to 1077 code for a protein of 150 amino acids. The record is from RefSeq and is a predicted model, not a curated record. Lineage: Eukaryota; Viridiplantae; Streptophyta; Magnoliopsida; Malpighiales; Euphorbiaceae. The transcript is spliced from 4 exons.
AUCUAAAUACCCUCCAAGUUCCGUUCUUAAUCCUCCCUCUGUCCCUCACUUCUUCACUUUGCUAAGAAACUUUCUGAGCUCUCCUCGUAUCCAGUUGAAGAAAGCCUCCUCGCAAACCCAUUUUUCUUCUCCUUUGACAUUAGCCCAUCAACUCUACUGUCUUUCUCCCUACCAAACCCACAGCAAUCAGCUCCUUACCUCAUUCCUUAAUCUCGGCUCCCACCCCCCUUCACUCACCUCUCGCAAAGAACCUCUUGCUCCUCUCACCGACCAAAAAACUUACAUGAGACCAAACCCAGCUCACCUCCCUUCCGUACCAAGCUUUUAUGGAGGCAUUUGAGUGGAGAGAGGGUGACAUGCAAUUUCUUUGAGGGAGGGAGGGAGGAAGGGAGAUGCGAUGGUGGCAAGGCAGUGAGGGAUUGCAACUUGCAAGUGAUAGACGAUGGUGGCAAUUGGCAUGGGGAGGUGCUCUGCUCUGUGUGAUGGUGUCGAGGCAGCAAAGGGUCUUACAGAUAACUUAACAGCAUUACAGUUUUUGAGAGAGAAAGAGGGAGAGAUAAAGAGACUGUGAUCUGUUAUUGUGCAGCAAAAUUGAUAUCGGAAUACCCUUUUGCUUCUAAAAGAAUGGUGGGUAUUUUCUCAAGAUUUUCUGUUCGUAGAGUUGGCCAUAGACGAACCCAGAGUGCUAUUGAUGAGAGGGAAGUAUUGCCCCCAAAUGCAGACCUUACCAGGGCAGCCGCUGCCGCUGCUUCUGCUCCUCAUGGGAUUGAAGUAGCAGUAGAGUUUAAGCCAGUUGAGCACCCAAUUGAGCCUCUCGACAGCGAUCAACCAAUUCUUUGCCCACAACCUGAACCUUCAAUUCUUAACGAUGGAAGACUAUGGAAAGAGAGAGUAUCGGCAACUGUGAGGAGGAGGGCUGACUUGCCUGUUAUGAAAGAAGAUGGGGCGCUUGAAUCUGAAACUGCAGGGACAAAGACGCGGCCAAUUCAGUCCAAUAGAUUGAUUCUACCAUCCAUCAGUGCUCCUGAACAUAACUUGCUUAAACUACUUGAAGAAUGUAGUGCAUCUGGGAUCUAAAGCCUGGUAUCAGUUUCCGAUUGGAAUGCAGGUUUACAUAAAUUCCAUAUGUAAGUUCAUGUGUUCUUUCAUUUUACACCCUGGAUUAUCAAACAUUAGAUGUGUAUUUCCAGAUGAUUUAUAGAAAAAUAUCCUCCCCCACCCCUUUAUAGUAAGUAAAUUUAAUAGUUACACUUAGCAAUGAAAGUAUAUGCCUGACGUUCUGAGCUUGUGUAAUACUUGAUGGUCAUACUAAGCAAAAUGAAUCUGAAUCUAAGCAAAUUGAAUUUCAGUAUCAA